Molecule: messenger RNA, 2908 nt
Organism: Anopheles funestus (African malaria mosquito)
Lineage: Eukaryota; Metazoa; Arthropoda; Insecta; Diptera; Culicidae
Product: glucose dehydrogenase [FAD, quinone]-like
Exons: 4
Coding region: 668-2581 (637 amino acids)
Molecular function (GO): flavin adenine dinucleotide binding; ecdysone oxidase activity
Source: RefSeq, a predicted model, not a curated record
UUUAAGUGAAAAGAAACGUAUUGCAACAAAUUCGCAUUAAAAUAUAUCAUAUUUAUAAAUUUUGCUACAUUGCUGACAAAUGAGGAAAAUUUUACAUUUUCUCAAACAGGGUAUGGAACUUGGUUCCUCGAAUAACUUCUGGCACAGACAUCUGAGGGCAUGGCCGUCCAAGAAGAAAAUGUAGCCCUUGGUGCCAUCUAUCGACCACAGGUUAAAGAUUGGCGAUCCGUUGGAUAACGACCGAGUUAUAGCCAAAACUUGGUGCAAAAAUGAGCCUUAUGAAAUUUUCAAAUGUUUAGAAUUUUUUUAAUUUUCUUAAAUUUUUUAUUCUUUUUUUUAUUUAAAACAUUAUUUUAGGGAAAAGAAACUUAUUUCAACCGAUUGGCAUUAAAAUAAAUCAAUUUAAUUUUUUUUGCAAAAUUUCUCAAAAAAAUGGCAAGGGGUACCCCUUGUGAAAUUUUCGAGUUGAAAUUUUAAAAAAAAUUUUUUUUUGAUUUUUUAUUCUUUUUUGUGUUUAAAGCAUUAUUUGAGUGAAAAGGAACUCAUUUCAAUCGAUUCACAUCAAAAUAUAACAAUUUUUAAAAUUUUGCUAAAUUUCCAACAAAAAAGCUAACAUUUACAUCCCGGAACACGUCAUACGCGAAGGUAACGCGAACCGGAAAGAAUCAUGGAGGCUCUGAUGGGUGGCCAGUGCGCCGCGCAAAGCGUCGGACCGGCUAAUCAACUGUUUGGGCUGCUGGUGCAGACUAUUCUGGCGGCACAGUGUGCGAUUUCACCCCCGGACAUGUGGCCGAAGGACUACGGCCCGACGGCACUGGCGCAAGGUUUGGACGAGUACGAUUUUGUGAUCGUAGGUGCCGGUUCCGCUGGUUCGGUUGUUGCAAACCGUUUAUCAGAAAACCCUGACUGGAAGGUGUUGCUGCUAGAGGCUGGUGGUGAUCCACCGAUCGAAUCUGAGAUUCCUUUUCUACAAAUACAUUUAUAUAAAUCAAAUGUAGAUUGGGUUUACCAUGCAAACUCUAGUGAUGGAAUUAAGGCAAACUAUCGUACUGCCUGCCGGGCGUCUACGUCACCGGAAGGUUGCUAUUGGCCGCGAGGUAAAAUGCUUGGAGGUUCUGGUGCGAUGAACGCAAUGGUAUACAUUCGUGGUAAUGCACGCGAUUACGAUGGGUGGGAAGCUAUGGGCAAUGCUGGAUGGGGAUGGCAGAAUGUUUUACCAUAUUUCCGGAAAUCGGAAAACAAUCACGAUGCUGCAGUGGUUGGUGAUGGGACAUUCCACGGAACGGAAGGAUACUUAUCCGUCAGCAGUACAACCGGUGAUUCCGAUAAGAUGGAACAGCUGUUAGAUGCGAUUCAGGAAAGCGGCUAUGAAUAUUUGGAAGAUUUCAAUGGUGAAGAUCACAUCGGUUUUGGUCGGAUGCAGGUUAACACAAUCAAUGGUACACGAUGCAGUCCAGCUAAAGCAUUUCUGAUUCCAAUCAAGGAUCGAACAAAUUUGGAUGUGAUUAAACAUGCUUUUGUAACAAAGCUCGAGUUUGAUGGUAACCAUCGGAUAGCGUCAGUUCGCUUUAUACUGGCUGAACAUGACACUAAUUCAAUGGUUCACAAAAAUGAGAUGGAAGUUAAGGUGAGAAGAGAAACAAUUGUUUCAGCCGGUGCAGUAAACACCCCGCAACUUCUAAUGUUAUCGGGUAUUGGACGUGAAGAAGACCUGCGUGAGUUCGGCAUUCCAAUUGUGUCGGAUGUUCCUACCGGCCGCAAGCUACAGGACCACGUCAUGGUACCCUUGUUCUACCGGAUCCACCGCUCUACUGCCUUAGACUUUGACCUGAAUCGGGACAUUGUUUCGCACUGGUACGAUUAUCUGUUGCAUCGUAACGGCCAGCUAACUGAACAUGGCAUCAACGCAUUCAUAGGCUUUAUAAACACAACCAGCAGCUAUGAUCCAUAUCCCAACAUUCAGUAUCAUCAUAUGUACUCUCGCAAGCGUUCAGAUAUCGCUGAGCAAUGGUUACGGAAGAUGGAUCUGGAUGGACCCGUGAGCAACUCCAUCGCAGACGCCAAUAAUGAAGCGGACUUGUUAGGAGCGUUUGUUAUUCUACUAAAACCUAAAUCAUGGGGUCACAUAAAACUACGUUCGAGGCAGGUCUGGGAUAAACCAAACAUUGAUGCUGGCUAUCUUACCCAUCGACAUGAUGUACAGACAUUGCUCGAAGGAAUCCGUGUACAUCAUCGCAUCAUGGCGACAAAAGCCGCCAAGGGUAUGGAACCAGAGCCGGUACGGAUAGAUCUAUUCGCUUGUCAGAACGAACAGUACGAUUCUGACGCAUAUUGGGAGUGCUAUAUUCGAGAACUAACACUUACACUCUACCAUCCGGUGGGAACUGCAAAAAUGGGCCCCUCCAGAGAUCCAGACUCUGUAGUAGAUUCGAGACUGCGUGUCAGAGGUGUCAAAGGUUUACGAGUAGUUGAUGCCAGCGUUAUGCCGGACAUUGUGAGCGGAAACACAAAUGCAGCAGUCAUCAUGAUAGGUGAGAAAGCUUCGGACAUGAUAAAGGAGGAUAAUGGAUGGAAGGGAUAAAAAAUAUGUCCGUAUUAAAGGAUAUUUGUUACAACAAAGAAAUUAACAGUAUAUUGGAAAAUGGCUACUACUAUAUAUAUUGUGUCGCAUUUAUAUUGCACUCCAGUUCGAUCUUAUCUAAUGCACUGUACGGUGGUUGUAAGAUGGUUACGAGUUAAUAUUACAAACGUUUUGGAGUGGUUUUAUCUGUUUGCCUUGUACAAGUGGCACUUGCGGAAGCGCACGACUUUACACAAAUGCAUUAAACAGAGAAAAAAUCAAGAACAGACACUACUCCAUGAAUGUACUUUUUGAUGACGAUUUAAAUUUUACUGAUGUGUACUCUCC